Messenger RNA from Blepharisma stoltei, 372 nucleotides. Lineage: Eukaryota; Ciliophora; Heterotrichea; Heterotrichida; Blepharismidae. The record is from the annotation of a GenBank genome assembly.
AUGCUUGUAGGAAUUUCAAGGAAUUUAGAACUGCUAGAUAGCGCUGCUGGGGUUGUGGGGUUUAUUUUAGUCAAUAUUGAGUACACCAAAGCUGUAUGUUUUGUGGCUUAUAUUGCUGCUAAUUUUAAAAAAAUCAGAAGAAUUUAUAUGCAAAAUUUAGGACUAGAGUCAAGCAGAAUUGAAGCCCAAGAAAAAUUGGAGCCUCAUGCGAAAAUAUUGGAAAAAGAAGGUUCAUGCGCUAUAUGCCUAGAGCCUAUUCGAGUAAAUUCUGUCUGUAUUAUUUUGCCAUGCGACCACGCAUACCACCAUAUUUGUUUGAAAAAUUGAGUAGUCAUCAGAUGCAUUUGUCCAAUGUGUAGAACUAUUAUUUAA